Trichosporon asahii var. asahii CBS 2479 is the source of this 2022-nucleotide messenger RNA. RefSeq lists its product as uncharacterized. Lineage: Eukaryota; Fungi; Basidiomycota; Tremellomycetes; Trichosporonales; Trichosporonaceae. Bases 1 to 2022 code for a protein of 673 amino acids. The record is from RefSeq and is a predicted model, not a curated record. The transcript has a single exon.
AUGAAGCUCCAGGUUCUCUUCUCUGUUCUCUUCGCGCUUGCCGCCGUCGGCGCGCCCGUUCAAGCCCCGCCUCGAGCUCUUGCUCGCCCUGCCAAGCGUGACUUCAACCUCAAGACCCACGCUGCUGGCGACAACAAGGCUCGCCGCGAUGUCGGCUUUGAGGACCUCGACUGGUCUUCCCUUGGUGCCAACGUUGGCCACGACGCCCCUGGCCAGGCCAAUGCUGGUCCCGAGUGGCCCCACGGCAAGCGCGUUGUCCCCACUGUCCCUGUCAAGUCCCUCAAGCGCGACCAGCUCGCUCCCGCCCAGGCCGCUGCGGGUGGCGUUGAGCAGCGCAAGUCCAAGUUCCGCCGCUCGCACCACCACCGCUACCCCACCUACGACACCGACUGGAGCACCGACACUGAGGACGAGUUCUACCGCACUCAGCCCAUGCCUCCCAACGCUGGUGCCCCUGCCACUGGUGUCUCCAACGGCAUUCCUCCUCGUCCUCCCCGCCGCCGCGCGCCCCAAGCCGGUCCCUACCGCGGUGGCUACUUCAACGGCUACGACUCGGACUCGGACUUCUGGACCGACUCUGAGAACGAGCUCCUCUACCCCGUUGGUCGUCCUGGCACCGUUCCUGCUGCCGCGCCUGGCGCCGUUGCCAAUGGCCGCCGCGCGGUCGUUCCCGCCGAGUCCCCCAACGGCGGUGUCCCCGGUCACGUUGCUGGCAACAACGCCGGUUUCCCUGACCACGACCACCCCGCUGGCGCCCCUGUGCCUCCUGGCCUGCCCACCCCUGCCCCCAUUCCCAUGACGGGCGCUCGCAACCCUGGCCGCCGCCAGCGCAUCCCUCCCAACUCCCAGCAGAGUGCUCCCACUGGCCCUCCCGCCCCCAACUCGUACGACUCUGAUGGCCACCUGCGCUACAACUCGUCCGAGGAUGAGUCGCGCUUUGCGCCUUCGGCUGCUGGAGCUGGCGGCCGUCCCCUUCGCCGCCGCCAGCGUGCCUCUCCCAGCACCCAGCAGGGCACUGGCACUGGCUUCCACGCUCCCAACUCGUACGACUCCGACGGUCGUCCCCGCUACAACUCGUCUGAGGAUGAGUCGCGCUUCCCUCCCACUGCUUCGGCUGGCCGUCGCCCCCCUCACCGCCGCCAGCGCAUGCCCCAGCAGAGCGGCGGCACCGGUCGCCCCCACCCCAACGACUACGACUCUGACGGCAACCCUCGCUACAACUCGUCUGCCGACGAGGCCCGCGUUGCGCCUUCGGUCCCGGGUGGUGGCCGCCGCCCUCCCCACCGCCGCCAGCGUGCCGCUCCUUCCACUCAGCAGGCUGGUGCUGGCAACGGCUCUCUCGUUCAGCAGCCUGGUGUGACCAACGGCUCUGCCUUCCGCCAGCCCAACUCGUAUGACUCGGAUGGCAACCUUCGUUACAACUCCUCUGAGGACGAGUCUCGCUUUGCCCCUGCUUCCUCUGGCGGUCGUCGCCCUCCUCGCGCUCGCCGCCAGCAGCGCGUCGCCCCCACCACCCAGCAGGGCAACGGCAGCAACCCCGUCUUCCAUGCUCCCAACUCGUACGACUCUGACGGCAACCUCCGUUACAACUCUUCGGAGGACGAGUCGCGUUUCGCCCCGGCCGCUGGUGGCCGCCGUCCCCCUCGUCGCCGCCAGCGCGUCCCCCACCUGGCGUACGACUCCGACGGUCCCUACUACACAACCACUGACGACGAGUACGGCAUGCGCGUUCCUCCUCCCCGUGUUGGCCCUGCCGCCGGUCCCCUUCCGCCCGCCGCUGGUGGGGCUCCCCCUGGCGCCCAGUCCGGCGGGAUCCUCUCAGGCCUGCUCUCGGGCAUCGGUCUUGCUGCUGCCAAGGACACCCAGGGUGACGGCACCAGCGGCAACGCCACCGUCAACGCUGGCUCCAACGGCAACGCCACCACCAAGACCGACAAGGCUGCCUCCAUGGCUGCCUCCAAGCGCCAGCUCGACCCCGACUUUGGUCUCAACGGUGAGGAUGAGCUCCCCUGGUGCUGCUAG